Messenger RNA from Etheostoma spectabile (orangethroat darter), 1190 nucleotides. RefSeq lists its product as uncharacterized. The coding region runs from base 157 to 1116 and encodes 319 amino acids. The transcript has 3 exons. The record is from RefSeq and is a predicted model, not a curated record. NCBI's taxonomy places the organism in Eukaryota, Metazoa, Chordata, Actinopteri, Perciformes, Percidae.
UUGCAUAGCAACACAGUUCUGGAGAAGAUGUUGCAAAGCUCUAUGAAUUUCAAAUUUAUGCGAAAGAAAAACAUCUAGGCUAGUUGGUGCAGCUACAUAAAGAAGGAAGAAGACAUUUCACUUACUUAACUGAGGAAUUGGCAAGAAGAUAUCCUGAUGACAAAAUCUGGUCGAAAGAAAUGUCUAAGUUUUUCACCCUUCAGGAGGAGACGACAGGCAGCAAAAGACAGGAGGUUCUGCAUCAUAUGGAUCAACAGCAUGGUGAAAAAACAGGUAGAGAAGCACAUGGCAGAGGUGCAUUCAGAACUUCAUCUCAUGCAUCAUGCCCUGAGAGAGGAGAUGGUGGCUGAGGUACGGGAGCAGCUGAGAGAGCUGGUGAGCUGGCUGAACCGAGAGCAGAGGGUCACAUCAACGUGGCAAAGGAUAAAGGAGAAAGACUACAAGGAGAAAACUGAGGAUGAAAAAGAUGAAGCAAAUUCACUUAAUCUAGAGACAAUGAGCCUUAACUUCUCUAAAACAUCCUCUGAUAUUGACGUCUUCAUAUUGAGGGAACCACCAAAAUAUGAGCAGAGGCCAAGGGAAAGCUUGAUGAUUCUGUUGGACGUCUCCAGUAAUGGUGAUACCAGCAAUGCCUCUAAUGAUGCAGACACCAGCUCACAACCAGAUGAACGGGAACCAGUGCAAAGCCAACAGAUUUCAUUGAGUGUUGCCACUGUCCCUGACACCAGCCAGUUGAUAAAGGAAUCAGACGAGAAAGAAAGCUCAAGGAAUCCCUUUGAUGCAAACCCCAGCUUCAUGCCCCAGGAACAAAGAUGUGAGGAGACACAGGUCAUUGUAAAUAGAACAAAAGAGGAGGAGACGUUGCUAACGGAAAGACAUUGGCAGGAAUGGAUGGAAAAGCAGGAAAUGAGAGGAAACCAUAACAUAAAGCCAGUUAACCAACAGAAUACAAAAAAACAGGGAGGGGCCGGAGCAGCACCUCCCUUAUCACAGAAAGAUGUGAUGCUGCAAAACGUAAAAGAAGUCGACACCGUGAAAAAAAUUAAGACAUAUUUCUCUGAUCUAUUCAAUCCUCAUACACCUUAUAAAUGGAAGAGAUUCGAAGAUGAGGAUUGACUGACUCCACUCAACAGAAAAAAAUAAUAAUUUUCUGUAUCUUUUGCCAUGCUUUAUAAGUUUUAUUCAGUAAA